Messenger RNA from Danaus chrysippus (African queen), 2691 nucleotides. NCBI's taxonomy places the organism in Eukaryota, Metazoa, Arthropoda, Insecta, Lepidoptera, Nymphalidae. The record is from the annotation of a GenBank genome assembly.
AUGUCUAAAAAGAUUCAAACCAAAAAAUGGGACCUAGUACCAUUAGAUGGGUUUCCUAUCACAAUGAUGGACAAGGGGUUUGUCGGACUUGAAGAAUGUACAGACUAUGGCCUGGAUAAACAGAGCAGAAGGUCUAAGAAGAAUAAACAGCCAAAAAAGAGAAAGCAGUCAGAGACCAAAGUAAAAGAUAAAGUUGUAGAAGUUCCCCAAAAGAAAAUUAAACUCAGCAAUGGUUUUAUAGUUGAAACAUGUAAAAAAAUCACACCAUCAAAAGCAAAUGAUGUCCAAGAAAUUAAUCAAGAUAUAAAAAAGAGUACCAAAAAGGUUAAGGUUGCACAAGUAAAGGCUGAUAAAGUUAAGAAACCGAAACUCGGUGAAAAUAUAGCUAAAGUUACAAACCUGACUAAGGAAGAUAUGUUGUCGUGGGCAGAGUUCAAACUGCCGGAGGAAAUUGUAAAAGCACUUAUGGAACAGGGAUUUAAGAAUCCGACAAAAAUACAACAGUUGGUACUCCCUGCUGCGAUUCAUGGCAGAAGAGAUAUUCUCGGAGCUGCUGAGACAGGCAGUGGUAAAACAUUAGCCUUCGGACUUCCAAUAUUAACCGGCAUAAUGAAACUCAAAGAGAAAGCCGAACAAAAAGGACUAGAUGUAUAUGAUAUACCUUUUAAGAAAAGUUCAGUUAAAAAGAGAAAAGAAGUCGAAAAUAAAAAAGAAAAAAUAAAAAUAGGAGGAAAAAAAAGUAAAGAUACGAGGAAUAAUCGGAAAAAUAAUGAAAAGAAAGUAGUGAACGAGAAUAUUAAGGAAUCAUCGGAGGAUGGUUAUAGUAGUGGUGAUGAAAACGAUGAAUCAUUGACCGGAGAUGGUGUUGAUGAAGAAAAUAAUGAUAGUGACUUUAUUGAAGAAAUAGAAGUUCCGUUUAGGAAACAAAAGCAACCAGAGGAAAAUGAUUCAAGUGAUGAAGAUUAUGUACAUUUGUCUGAUAUGCUGGAGUCUGAUGAUUUAGAGAGUGAUGAAAAUGAUGAAGAUGAGGUUAGUGACGCCGAAGAUGAUGAAAAUGAUGAUAAUGAUGAUGUUGAUGAAAAUGAUGAUGAAAUAAAUAAUGGUGUUAGUGAUGAUGAAGAAGAUAAUGGCAUUGACGAAGUGGACAUUGCAAAUGGAGGCAGAGGUUGUGUGAAGGUGAUAGAAGAUGUAUCAUUGCCGGAACAAGUGAUGAUGAAGACCGGCAAACCUUUGUAUGCUCUGAUAUUAACUCCAACAAGAGAAUUGGCCAUACAGAUCAGUAGACAUCUGAUAGCCGCUGCUAAAUAUACAGGCAUAAAGAUAGCUACGGUGGUAGGUGGUAUGGCUGCCGUGAAGCAAGAACGAGUGUUGGCAUCAGGUCCAGAAAUAGUUGUGGCGACUCCUGGCCGUUUGUGGCAGCUAUUGAGCGAGGGUCAAAGCCAUUUGAUGCAAAUACCUACCGUCAAGUUUCUGGCGAUAGAUGAAACUGAUCGUAUGAUAGAACGAGGACAUUUUGAGGAGCUGCAGCCAUUGUUGGAGAGGCUUAACUCGGAGGAAACUCACAAAAACUCAAGACAGAACUUCGUUUUCUCAGCCACACUCACAAUGGUCCAUGACUUACCCUCGCAUAUGAAGGGAAAAAAGGUAACGAAGAGAGGCAAAGUGCUGAACAGAAAAAUUGACAAAAUGACACCGCAGCAGAAGAUAAAGAGAUUGGUUGAUAUGAUAGGGAUGUCGGAUCCCAAGGUCGUGGAUAUCACCACAAAGAACUUAGGCGCCGCGGACACAUUGACUGAAUGUCGUAUAACAUGCUCAUUGGAUCAAAAGGAUGUGUAUUUGUUCUAUAUACUAAAGAGACAUCCGGGCAGGACUAUUGUGUUCUGUAAUUCCAUCAAUAGUGUGAAAAGGUUGGCCCAAAUACUCACGUUAGUGAAGUGUAAUCCUCUCCCACUACACGCCAGUAUGCCACAACGACAACGCUUGAAGAAUUUGGAAAGAUUCCGUGACGAUGUCCACGGCGUGUUGGUGUCCACUGACGUAGCUGCCCGCGGGUUGGACAUACCUGACGUGGACCACGUGAUACAUUACCAGGUCCCGCGGACAGCUGAGAACUACAUACACCGCAGUGGUAGAACAGCCCGCGCUACUAAGGAAGGUCUCACCAUAUUGAUGAUGGAGCCCGCUGAGGCCUACACAUACUCUAAGUUAUGCCGGACACUCAAUAAGACAUCCGAGCUGCCAACGUUCCCUGUACCAAGUUAUCAGAUUUCACCAAUAAGAGAUAUCAUCAAUUUAGCGAGGGAAUUGGACUCACUUAUUAUAAAGAAGAAGAGAUUGACUCAAGAGCAGAGUUGGCGGGAACGGGCUGAGAAGGAAAUGGACUUGAUAAUAGAUGAUGAUGAUGUCAUCAGUCCGGAGUUUAAAUCCGACCCGUCGAUAGAUAAAGCUCUUAAAACUAAGAGGAAACAGCUUGAAUCAAUGCUGGCGAGACCAUUAUUCCCAAAAGGAUUUUCAUACAAGUACCCCACUCUAAACGAACCUAACGCAUUACAAGUCACCUCUGAUGAAAAAGCUUUAGAGGUCAUGAAAAAGGCAAUACAGAGCGGUGAACUCAAAAAGGAGAAGCGGAAAGGGAAAAACGCGCCGUUACUGAAAUUAGAGAAGAUUUUUAAAAAUAAAAAAAUGUUGUAA